Molecule: messenger RNA, 954 nt
Organism: Delphinapterus leucas (beluga whale)
Lineage: Eukaryota; Metazoa; Chordata; Mammalia; Artiodactyla; Monodontidae
Gene: TMEM11
Product: transmembrane protein 11
Biological process (GO): inner mitochondrial membrane organization
Cellular component (GO): mitochondrial inner membrane
Source: RefSeq, a predicted model, not a curated record
CCGACUUUGUGGGUCCCAUGUCUGAGGCUCCUGUAAUCCCAGGUUCCUUCAAGACUGGCUUCGAGAUGGCGUGGGAUCCCCUGGGCCGGAUUCUGUGCUGGCAAAAUGAGGGUGAGCCUGUCGGCCACAGACUGUUACAUUGUGCAUGAGAUCUACAACGGGGAGAACGCCCAAGACCAGUUUGAGUACGAGCUGGAGCAGGCCCUGGAAGCCCAGUACAAGUACAUCGUGAUCGAGCCCACACGCAUCGGUGACGAGACAGCCCGCUGGAUCACCGUGGGCAACUGCCUACACAAGACCACCGUGCUGGCGGGCACCGCCUGCCUCUUCACCCCGCUGGCGCUGCCCCUGGAGUACUCCCACUACAUCUCCCUGCCUGCGGGCGUGCUGAGCCUGGCCUGCUGCACCCUCUACGGCAUCUCCUGGCAGUUCGACCCCUGCUGCAAGUACCAGGUGGAGUACGACGCCUACAAACUGUCCCGACUGCCCCUGCACACGCUCACCUCCUCCACCCCGGUGGUGCUGGUCCGGAAGGACGACUUGCACAGAAAGAGACUGCACAACACGAUAGCGCUGGCGGCGCUGGCGUACUGUGUAAGGAAGGUUUACGAGCUCUGCGCCGUAUGAUCGGGGCAGCGCAGGGGGAGCAGGCAGCCCGGCCCGCGAGGUGGCAGAGUGGAGCCCGGGAAGGCGUCUGGCUGCACGUUGGUUAUUUUAAAGAAAUAACAGAUCACAAGUGUACCAGGGGUUUUUUCAGCUCAUCACAUUAAGAUGUGGAUUCCCGUAACCCGCGGGGGCCUGAGGUUGUGGAAGGCCGACCAGGCAGUAGGAUGUGAUGGAAGCAACGCUACUGAGGGGAUGUGAACGCGCUUGGGGGGUCGUUAAGUAUGUUGUUUAACUGUACCAUCCAGAGCCAACCAGAAGCUAUUGACCAUUAAAAUUAUAAGAAUUUCA